This is a messenger RNA of Drosophila subobscura, 1109 nucleotides long. Its product is annotated as sulfotransferase 1E1. Gene Ontology annotation, cellular component: cytoplasm. Gene Ontology annotation, biological process: sulfation. NCBI's taxonomy places the organism in Eukaryota, Metazoa, Arthropoda, Insecta, Diptera, Drosophilidae. The record is from RefSeq and is a predicted model, not a curated record. Gene Ontology annotation, molecular function: sulfotransferase activity.
UUUUAGAAGCACAUUUAGUCGCCGCCAUGGAACGUGAACGCGUUACGCCCAAAAGUUAUCCGACCAACCUCAUAGACAAGGACUGGUCCAAACGGGAAUUGUUCUUCAGAAACAACUCGAAGGCUUAUCUGGAUAGUGUGCACGAUCUGCAGCUGCGAGACGAUGAUGUGUGGGUGGUAACGCUGCCGAAGUGUGGCACCACCUGGAUGCAAGAGCUCUGCUGGCUGCUGAUGAACGAUUGCAACUUUGAGGCUGCGCUGGCCAAAGAUUUGGAGCUGCGCAGUCCGUUUGUCGAGUUCCACUUUUAUACACAUGGUGAUGACGGCAAGGUGUUUGCACCCGUCCAAGACAUGACCUCGCCACGGCUCAUCAAGUCGCAUCUGCCGCUGCCUCUGCUGCCCGCCCAGCUCUGGCAGGGGAGACACAAAGUGGUGUACGUGUUCCGUAAUCCCCUCGAUGCCUUGGUCUCGCGCUACUAUCACGGCGUCACUUUUGGCCACUGCUACGGCAAGACGCUGUCACAGUACAUAGAAGAGAAUCUGGCCACCGAUGCCGCACUCAGAGAGGCCAUCGAGCACGCCCACGAGUUCUAUCAGCUGCGCCACGAGCCGUGGCUGUACUACACCAGCUUUGAGCUCAUGAAGAAGGAUCUCCGCGCUGUCGUCGAGGACCUGUGUCGCUUUCUGAAUAAGCCCAUAGAGGAUCAGCCCAUGGAACAACUGCUCAAGCAUUUGUCUUUCGAAGAGAUGAAGAAUAACCCCACAACCAAUCAUCUGUGGGAGCUCAAGCAAAUAACGCACAAAGAUGCGGGCAAGGAGAAGCACAACUUCGUUCGUCGUGGCAAGGUGAAUGGCUACAAAGACGAAUUGCCCCGCGAGCAGAUCGAUCGGGCGAACGUCUACAUGCAGCAGUGUCUACUGGAGAAGGGGAUAACUCUGGAGGAGCUGCUGCUGCUGCCAAGAAUUGAAUCUUAAUUGAUGGUUGCUGAUUUUGAGGUGUUUUGUGGGCACAUUUUGUGGCACCCACUCACAAAUUCUCUUUCGUUUUAAUUUUGUAUAAAAACCCAAUAUCAGAGGGACACGCAUAAUAAAUAGAUAAAUACUAACUAU